AUGCCGCGAAAGCGUGGGGCGGCGCGUACUGCCAACCACCCCGUGUUACGCCGACUCUACGGGGAUGUCUGUGACCUGGCGGAGGCCGUGGUGCGCCUGGUGGAGGGCACGGGCGCCAAGGCGGAGAUGAGGGAGCGCCUGGAGGCGGCGGGCGGCUCCCCGAAGCUGCAGGCGCUUCUGAGAGGGACGCGCGUCGCGUUUCCGGGGGGGGACCCCGCGGGCCCGCGGGUCCGCGUGCCCGAUUCUCUGUCGCAGGAACAGGCAAGCGAAGAUGUCUGGGAAAUCGAAUCGCCGAGUCGAGUCGUUCAGCGAAUGGGAGCGAUCUCGGGCUGGUGGCAGGGCGGUAGACGAGCCCUUCGGUUUACGACGAGCGCAGUGAAGCACGCGCUUUCGAAAUUGAUGUCCAUUGCCGAUGGUCAUGGUGGAAAAUGCGCUGCUGAGAUGCUGCAUGAGCUUCGCCUGCAGACGUAG
Messenger RNA from Ostreobium quekettii, 471 nucleotides. The record is from the annotation of a GenBank genome assembly. NCBI's taxonomy places the organism in Eukaryota, Viridiplantae, Chlorophyta, Ulvophyceae, Bryopsidales, Ostreobiaceae.